AUGGGUCUUGAGCAGGAAAAGCCUGCUGACAGUGUCCAUAUGGAGGCUACACCCGCUACCAUGGAUAUGGAUCUCGCCGAUAUGAAGAAGUCAGAGCAGACAGAAGAGGCCUCCGGAUCUGCUAUGAGCUUGAAGGUUGCUUUGACCAAUUACCGCAAUUCCAUGUUAUACAGUCUAUUCUUCUGUUUCUCUGCCGUGCUAUGGGGUUAUGAUAUGCAGAUCAGUGGAGGCCUCCUUGCCGCUCCUGAAUUCCGUGCGGUGUUUGGAUACACCCAAGCUGAUGGCACAUCUAUCCUUCCCGCCGAAUGGCAAGCUGCUUUCAAUAUGAUUGCCACCGUUGGUGGAAUGGGUGGAAGUCUGAUCUGUGGUCUUAUCUCUCCUUGGGUAGGCCGAAGAAUGACUUUGACCAUUGCCUGUUUCAUCUCCAUUGGCUCCGUCUUCAUCCAGUUCUUUGCCUUCGUUCCUGGUGUUCUCCUUGCUGGAAAGCUGAUCAACGGUAUCUCACUCGGCAUGUUCCUUGUCACUGCCUGUGCCUACUGUUCUGAGGCCUGCCCUGUCGUCCUUCGUGGAAUCACUAUUUCCAUGGUCAACCUCUUUGUUGUAGUCGGUCAGCUCCUCGGAAACUGCCUCAUCAAGGCUUUCGGUGCGCGGACCGACACCUUUGCCUACCGAAUCCCCUUUGCUUUCCAGUGGGUUUUCCCCGUCAUCCUUCUUUCUGGCGUAUGGUUCUGCCCCGAAUCCCCUUAUUGGUGUGUCCAAAGGGGCAAGCACGCCGAGGCCAAGAAGGUUCUCGAACGCUUCCAGACUGGCGGCAACAUUGAUUCCUGGCUCGUUGAGAUCCAGGAAACAGUUCGCAUUGAAGAGGAAUCGGCAAACUCCGCUGGAUACAUUGAUUGUUUCCGCGGAACUGACCUUCGUCGCACCCUGAUCAUCAUGGCCGUUUGGACCAUCAACUCUUUCAGUGGUGUCAACUUUGUGCUCAGCUACUCAACCUACUUCUUCCAGAUCGCUGGUAUCCCUACCUCUUCCUCGUUCGACAUGGGUGUUGGUGUGACCGCAGUUGGCGUCGUUGGAAACAUCGGCUCAUGGUGGGUCAUCAACAUCAUCGGUCGCCGAGCUCUCUUCCCCGGCAUGGUUGUUCUGACUGUCAUUCUCCUCGUCAUUGGCAUUCUCGAUGUUGUACCAGGUUACAACUCCUCGGUUGCUAUGGGACAGUGUGUUCUGAUUAUCAUCUGGAACUUCUUCUACGACCUUACCCUUGGACCUCUUGGAUACGUCAUCUGCGGAGAGAUGUCUUCUACUCGUCUGCGCUCAUACACUGUCAGCAUUGGUUUCUUCACACAAAACUUCUGGACUUUGAUCAUGACUCUUACCGUGCCUUACAUGAUUAACCCUGAUCAGGGUAACCUCCGCGGCAAGACAGGCUUCAUCUUCUUUGCAUUUUCGAUCAUUGCCGCUGUUUGGACUUACUUCUGCUUGCCCGAGACCAAAGGCCGGACCUUUGAGCAGCUGGAUCAUAUGUUUACGCAGAAGAUUUCGGCACGCAAGUUUGCCGAGUAUGACGACAGCCCUCAUGAAGGAUAA
Penicillium vulpinum is the source of this 1584-nucleotide messenger RNA. Its product is annotated as General substrate transporter. The record is from RefSeq and is a predicted model, not a curated record. The transcript has 2 exons. Gene Ontology annotation, cellular component: membrane. Gene Ontology annotation, molecular function: carbohydrate:proton symporter activity. Lineage: Eukaryota; Fungi; Ascomycota; Eurotiomycetes; Eurotiales; Aspergillaceae. Gene Ontology annotation, biological process: transmembrane transport; carbohydrate transport. The coding region runs from base 1 to 1584 and encodes 527 amino acids.